Messenger RNA from Cetraspora pellucida, 1263 nucleotides. NCBI's taxonomy places the organism in Eukaryota, Fungi, Glomeromycota, Glomeromycetes, Diversisporales, Gigasporaceae. The record is from the annotation of a GenBank genome assembly.
AUGUUUAAAGGUUUUGCACACUUAGAGAAAAUAGUGCAAACUUCGUCUGAAAUCGCGUCAUUAAAUUUUUCAACUAACAACGCACGCGUAACUGCCUUAUUAAAACCGUCAAGCCGAAAAGUCAUUCGUGAGGCUGCACCACAUGAGCGUAAAUUAUUUACACUCGUUGAAGAACUAGGCACAACACCGCGGGAGGAAUUAGAACAGCCCACUCCAUUACGCGGACCUGAUCCAGUGACUGUUGAUAAAAUAUUACGAGCUGCCAAUGUGCUUGCUCAAAUAUGUAAUCUUCAGGAUGCCAAAGAGCAAAUUGAAUUCUUGGCGCAACGUCACGAAGAAAUAACGUCUUCGAUAGACAGUUUGGAAUCCAUAAUGGAAAAGCAAAAAGUCAAUCUAGAAAAAUGUAAAAUUGCUGAACAAACAAUAAACCUAGAUCAAGUUCAUAUGGGUGGUGAGGCUUCAUCUUCAAGAAAUCAAAUGUCAAAGAUCGAGGAAGAUAUUUGGCAUCAUGAAAAAGAAAUCCUUGCAUUAGAAAUGAUAAAAAAGGAGUAUAUAAAGAAGGUGAACUCUCUUGAUGAAGAAUUAAUCGAUCAAAAACACUUAGAAGAAGAGGAAAUCAAAUUAAAUCAUCGUUUGGGGAUGUUGGUUUUAAAUAAAGACGAUGACUUUGAUGAUAUGGAUGAUUCCGAUGAUAUAGUGGUCAGCCAUGAACUAGCAGAGAGAAUGCAACUUCUUGAAUUUAAGAAAGAAAUCCUUGCGGAAUUAGACACUCAACUUGAAGAGUUGGAAGAAAUUUCAUCGCGACAAAUGUACACUGGUGACUUUGGUCAUUUAAAGUUUAAAUUUCAAAGUAUAUCGAAGAAAGCAGACAUGGAGGCAAACGAAGUUCAGUCGGAAGGAAAAGACAGAAUCGAAAUUAUUUUGUCUACUCUAUCUUCGAAAAUUGACCAGAUUUUGGAUGAUCGUCAAAAAUGGAUGUCGUUGGAAUUCAAUAAUCAUGUCAUCAAAGAAGUCAAUAAUACUCUGAUAAAUUAUGUCGCAUCUACAUUAGAUCAAAGCGAUAUCGAUUUGAACGUUUCGAUACCAGUUCCAUCGCAACAAGCCAUUAUUGCUGCGAUAAUUCUACGAAUGGUUCGCAACGCAGGAGGAGAAAUAUCUCUUGCUGAUCUUAAAGAUCAAAUUGGUCAGGCCGUGCGCGAGAAAGGAUGGCAGGAAAGAGAUGGAAUAAAUGCCCUUUAUCUUCUUGUUGCCAAUAAGCUUUAA